AUGCGAAAAAAACGCCUCACAACAUCUAAGACAACCCCUAGAGCUGUACGCAGGUCUAGCUCCGUUGCCGGCCUCCUUUACGACAUUUCAGAUAGCCAACGCAUCCCCCUGGGAACCAGCCACGACACAGCCUUUAAAUACGUGUUCGUUGAGAACGGGGAACCAUAG
Bipolaris maydis ATCC 48331 is the source of this 168-nucleotide messenger RNA. The record is from RefSeq and is a predicted model, not a curated record. NCBI's taxonomy places the organism in Eukaryota, Fungi, Ascomycota, Dothideomycetes, Pleosporales, Pleosporaceae.